AUGGCCCAGCAGCAGAUGAGCAGUUCGCAGAAGGCGCUGAUGCUGGAGCUGAAGUCGCUGCAGGAGGAGCCGGUAGAGGGCUUCCGUAUCACCCUAGUGGACGAGUCCGACCUCUACAACUGGGAGGUGGCGAUCUUCGGGCCCCCCAACACCCUCUACGAGGGUGGGUACUUCAAGGCUCACAUUAAAUUUCCUAUUGACUAUCCAUAUUCACCACCUACCUUCAGAUUCCUGACCAAAAUGUGGCACCCCAACAUUUAUGAGAAUGGAGAUGUAUGUAUUUCAAUUCUUCACCCACCUGUAGAUGACCCACAAAGUGGAGAGCUGCCAUCUGAGAGGUGGAACCCUACCCAAAAUGUCAGGACUAUCUUACUGAGUGUAAUCUCUUUGCUUAACGAGCCCAACACAUUCUCUCCUGCCAAUGUGGAUGCCUCAGUCAUGUUCAGGAAAUGGAGGGACAGUAAAGGAAAAGACAAGGAAUACGCUGAAAUCAUAAGGAAACAAGUGUUGGCUACCAAAGUUGAGGCAGAGAAGGAUGGCGUGAAGGUCCCCACUACGCUGGCAGAGUACUGCAUCAAAACUAAAGUGCCUUCCAAUGACAACAGUUCAGAUUUGCUUUAUGACGACUUAUAUGAUGAUGACAUUGAUGAUGAAGAUGAGGAGGAGGAGGAUGCUGAUUGUUAUGAUGAUGAUGAUUCUGGCAAUGAGGAGUCGUGA
This is a messenger RNA of Cuculus canorus (common cuckoo), 717 nucleotides long. Its product is annotated as ubiquitin-conjugating enzyme E2 R2-like. The record is from RefSeq and is a predicted model, not a curated record. Gene Ontology annotation, molecular function: ubiquitin conjugating enzyme activity. Gene Ontology annotation, biological process: protein polyubiquitination; ubiquitin-dependent protein catabolic process. The coding region runs from base 1 to 717 and encodes 238 amino acids. The transcript is spliced from 5 exons. NCBI's taxonomy places the organism in Eukaryota, Metazoa, Chordata, Aves, Cuculiformes, Cuculidae.